UUCCACUCCGAAAAAUGCCAUCAAUUCGAGAAACACUGCAAGCUAUGAAGGUGAAAACAGCAGACAUUUUUCCAGAAAUGAUGCGGAAGCAAUUAUGGGAAUGUGAUCCGAACAAUAAAACGGCACCAACAGUUCUCACCAACUAUUUAGAUACUCAAUACUUUGGGGAAAUCAGUAUCGGUUCUCCUCCUCAGAUAUUUAAGGUUGUAUUUGAUACGGGAUCUGCCAACCUGUGGGUACCAUCUCAUCAUUGCUCUCCACUUUACAGUGCCUGUGUGUCCCAUAAUCGUUAUGACUCAUCUAAAUCUUACACCUACAUUGAGAAUGGAACAAGCUUUUCAAUACAGUAUGAAUCGGGAAGAGUCAGGGGGUUCCUGAGCCAGGAUGUUGUAGUUGUUGCUGGCAUUCCUGUUACUCAGGUUUUUGCUGAGGCCACAGCUCUCCCUGCAUUUCCAUUUAUCUUUGCUCGUUUUGAUGGUGUUCUAGGAAUGGGAUUUCCAAGCCAGGCAAUUGAUGAUAUCACACCAGUCUUUGACCAGAUUCUGUCAGAGAAAGUUUUGCAAGAAGAGGUUUUCUCAGUAUAUUACAGUAGAGAUACUCAAUCAAGACCGGGAGGUGAGAUUAUCUUUGGUGGCUCAGAUCCUUCAUACUACUCCGGUAAAUUCCAUUACUUCAGUCUGAAGAAGCAAGGAUUUUGGCAUAUCCAGAUGAAGGGGGUAUCAGCUGGUGCAGAGGUUCUGUUCUGCAAAGAAGAGUGCACAGUAGCUAUAGACACAGGAGCAGCUUACAUCACUGGGCCAGCUGGCUCAGUAUCUGUCCUCAUGAAAGCAAUUGGGGCCACGCAGCUCCCUGAAGGAGAGUACUCUGUAGAUUGUGAUACAAUUUCUCAGCUUCCUGAUAUCACCUUUCAUUUUGGAGAGGAAGAGUACCCUCUGAAAGGGUCAACAUAUGUCUUACGGCAAUCACAUUUUGGGGAAGAAAUGUGCUACAUUGCAAUCACUGGUCUGGACAUUCCUCCUCCCACAGGACCUAUGUGGAUUCUGGGAGCUACAUUCAUAGGACAGUACUACACUGAAUUUGACAGACAUAAUAACCGCAUUGGAUUUGCUAUAUCCCUCUGAGUAAAAUCUAAGAGCAGCAUGCUAAGGCCAUUUACACAGUUUAAAGUUCAACUUCAGUUUUGUUGAGAAAAAAAAAAACAUUC
Rana temporaria (common frog) is the source of this 1204-nucleotide messenger RNA. It is a transcript of the gene REN, whose product is annotated as renin. The transcript has 8 exons. Lineage: Eukaryota; Metazoa; Chordata; Amphibia; Anura; Ranidae. Gene Ontology annotation, molecular function: aspartic-type endopeptidase activity. The record is from RefSeq and is a predicted model, not a curated record. Bases 15 to 1121 code for a protein of 368 amino acids. Gene Ontology annotation, biological process: angiotensin maturation.